Molecule: messenger RNA, 882 nt
Organism: Ornithodoros turicata
Lineage: Eukaryota; Metazoa; Arthropoda; Arachnida; Ixodida; Argasidae
Exons: 8
Coding region: 1-882 (293 amino acids)
Molecular function (GO): transmembrane transporter activity
Source: RefSeq, a predicted model, not a curated record
AUGUCUGUAGAAGAGACCAUACUCAAAGAAAAACUAGAUACACUCAAGAUUCACCUACACAAGGACGAAGACUCCGCGAAGGACGUCAAGUUGUCGCGAUGGAGGAGGACCCUGAAACUGUCGCCUUUGCUCCUUCUGUAUUUUAUUGUGUCCUUCUGCCUCGCAUUUACUGGCCCUUUUACGUCCUCUCUGACUGCUGAGAAACGACUGGAGAAAUGGCAGAUCGCUGUGAUUUUCGGCAGUUCUAAAGUCACGAUAUUCCUGGGUACCAUCCUUGUCGUGGCUGUUAUGAAAUAUCUGAAACCUCAUUGGCUUAUGGUUGUGUCCUUAAUUGGCGUAUCAAUUUCGCUGGCUAUCACAGGGUGCCUUUCAUGGAUUCCUGAAGGCAGUGCCUUCGUAGGCACCUCAACUUUGAUGGGAUCUCUGUACGGUUUCUUUUAUGCCUUCUUCACUGUCACACUCUACUCGAUGGCCACCUAUAGAUGUCAGCGAAGCUGCGGCAUCAUCAUUUCCACACUUGAGUGUUUCUACGGAGCUGGUACCAUAAGUGGAGCCCUCGCCGGUGUUGCAGUCUCGAACUCGUGGAACUACUAUAUCUCCUUCUUUGUAAGCGGAGGUCUCCUCCUAGCCGGACUCCCGUUCCUCAUAUUCUGCUCACCAGGAAAAGACGUCGAAGUGACGAGGAAUAAUCCAGACCAGAACUACUUUCGUUUGAUCGGGAGCCCUCCCAUGGUAGUGGACUUCCUCAAUGUCCUGCUAGCGACGUCAGCGAUAGGAUUUCACGAUGGCACUUUGGAAUAUCGUCUCGAAUACGAAGAGGCUGGUCUGGACCCUUUCUAUUCUUUCGACCUUCUUUCUGCAAGCCUCGUAGAAAGCCCGUAG